GUUAUGUGGUUUAUAUAAAUACCGGAACCGUCCGAUGAGUGUGAGCCCAGCUUGUUCACUGUUAGUGAGGACAUUGGGACGGUUGUUUGGGAAUGAGACGUUUGCUGAACCUGGUCAUGUUUGCCCCUAAAACAAUCCGCACCAUGUGGCACGACGUCUUCCCGUAUCACUUUAAAACCACAUCUGUGUUGCUGUGCACCUCGUCUUUCCAGGGAGACCACAGUUGCAAUGGGACGCAAAGCAGCAUAAAGGCAUUGUCGUCAGAUCCUCAGCUGUUUGAAGACCAGUUUGACAAGCUGGUGACGGAUCUUUCAGAGCGGGACAUCGUCGACCCCUCUCUGGCUGAUGCUCUGACCAGGUUAAGAGAGGUUUUGGUGUACAAUUCCCCUCUAGGCAAGAGGAACCGAGGCCUGUCUGUGAUUGGCUCACUGAGGGACCUUCUCCCACCCACUCAGCUCACACAGGACACUGUGCAGCAGUCCCUCGUGGUUGGAUGGUGCAUUGAGAUGCUUCAGGGAUGUUUCCUGGUGGCAGAUGAUAUCAUGGAUGGAUCUGUGACUCGGCGAGGACAGCCCUGCUGGUACAAGAGGGAUGGGAUCGGUCUGGAUGCCAUCAAUGACUCGUAUCUCUUAGAAGCGUCGGUCUACAGACUGCUCCGCAUACAUUGCAGGAAGCAGCCCUACUACGUCCACCUACUUGAGCUAUUUACUGAGAUAUCUUUCCAGACCGAGCUUGGCCAAUCUCUGGACCUCAUGACUGCUCCCCCUGGGCAGAUUGACCUCAGCAGAUUUACCAUGGACAGGUACAAAGCUAUUGUAAAAUACAAGACUGCCUUUUACUCAUUUUACCUCCCAGUGGCAGCUGCAAUGUACAUCGCAGGAAUUGAGAGUGAAGAGGAACACAAUAAUGCCAAACUUAUCUUACUUGAGAUGGGAGAGUUCUUUCAAAUACAGGAUGACUACUUAGACUGUUACGGAGACCCUGCUGUGACGGGGAAGAUUGGUACUGACAUCCAGGAUAACAAAUGCAGCUGGCUGGUGGUGACGGCCCUGGAAACCAUGACUCCUGAACAGAGAGCAGAGCUGGAGGCAUGUUACGGGCAAAAUGAUGAUGCUUGUGUGGAAAAGGUCAAAGCACUGUACAACACCCUGCAAAUGCCAAAAUUGUACCACAAUUAUGAGGAAGAGAGUUACCAGCGGCUGCAGAAACUCAUCGCUUGUCACGCUCAAAACCUACCUCACUCGGUCUUCCUCAACUUCGCCAAGAAAAUUUACAAGAGAACCAAGUGAGAGGGAACACCGAUCAUAAAGAGUGUCCGGCGCAUCCGCCUGGUUCCCUUUUGACUUCUGGCACGACGCACCCAUCAUAUGCUCUACCUUUUUUAACAAGGCUGACUCCCGACAGUAUAAAUCUAAAACUAGCAGUUACUUUAACGUUGUAGAUAUUUUUGUUGUGAAUUGAAACAGCUUGCUUCUUUUGAUCCAUACUUCCUAUUUAUUGAACAUAAUGCAUAAUCUACAGUGUCUCCAGUAGUUUCUCCUCUGAAUAAUCUCAUGGAAAGAAGAAAUGCCACUGAAAUGAAUCACACAUGGUCUGGCUUUCAUAUUGGUCUGCCCUGAGGAGUACACGGCAGGAUGAAAAUACAAACAAGAUCCAAUAGUUGAAAUGUUUUUUUUUUUUUAAUUUUGUAGGAAUAGAUGUAUUACCUAUAAAUAUAUUUUUAUAUUGCUGCUGUAAAGUCUCUGCUGGCCUGAAUGUUAUUGCAAUUAAUAAAUAAUAUGAACAAUA
Molecule: messenger RNA, 1788 nt
Organism: Cottoperca gobio
Lineage: Eukaryota; Metazoa; Chordata; Actinopteri; Perciformes; Bovichtidae
Gene: fdps
Product: farnesyl diphosphate synthase (farnesyl pyrophosphate synthetase, dimethylallyltranstransferase, geranyltranstransferase)
Exons: 9
Coding region: 93-1289 (398 amino acids)
Biological process (GO): trans, trans-farnesyl diphosphate biosynthetic process
Cellular component (GO): cytoplasm
Molecular function (GO): dimethylallyltranstransferase activity; (2E,6E)-farnesyl diphosphate synthase activity
Source: RefSeq, a predicted model, not a curated record